Molecule: messenger RNA, 873 nt
Organism: Acanthoscelides obtectus
Lineage: Eukaryota; Metazoa; Arthropoda; Insecta; Coleoptera; Chrysomelidae
Source: the annotation of a GenBank genome assembly
AUGAGAAAGGUGAUGUCUGACGAUGAGGAUACAAUUUUUACCGUGAAGCUGGAACAACGAUUGAAAAAUUGUGCUGAUUCUAGAAGAAAUCGUAUAAGCCAUUUCGAUGCGAAACCUGCAAAAGGGGAUAUCGAAGAAAAGGAGAUCUGUCACGACAUUCUCGAUAUGAGUGCCAGAAAGAGAAAAUGUUCCAAUUUAAACCAUACCGAUGCGAGAUCUGCAGAAAAAGGGCGUAUGAAACAAAGGGUGCACUGACAAGACAUCAACGUUAUGAGUGUCAGAAAGAGAAAAUGUUUCAAUGUCAAGUAUGCAACAAAUCUUUCCAUCAGAAGAAUUCUUUCAAGAGGCACUGUGAUACGUUCAACCAUUGGAUCUGAAUAUAUCGUACAACUGCGUAUGAUUCACAGAUAGGAUAAUUUCAAAACUGCACAGUAGAUAAUAAGUAAUGCCAAGUAAUAUUCUCGUUUGGACCAAAAACAAGUGCUGGAGGCCAUUACGGCGGAGAACUCAAUUCUAUUGAAUUUUAGCAGAACCCAGGCAUCAUCGAAACCGGAUGAACGAAAGGCUGUUUGUCUGUGUGACGUGUGAAAGAAGAUACAAACGGAAGUACGAACUAACCAGGCACAUAAAUUACGAAUGUCAGAAAGAACCAAUGUUCGAAUGUCACACCUGCUCCAAACGGUUUCAUUAUAAAUAUAGCUGUAAGAAGCAUGUCGCAACCCAGAAACAUUGAAAUAAAUGGAUUAAACUUUGUUUUGUAUUUUUCCCUCAACCUUAUAUUGCUAUUUCCCGCCCUGUAUAAUAAUAGCUACCCGUUUAUUCUAUUGUCUAUGUUACUGAACAGAUAAAAAACCUGAGCUCUGAAGAGUUAUU